AUGCGCCGCUCGCUACUCACAACAGCUACAAUGAAUGAUGAACAUUUCAGCAAGGCCGAAGCACAAAUGCAUAUGCGUCACUCGGGCCCUGCCUUAGUAACAACAGUCUGGCUACUCUCGAGCAUGCUGAUUCCAAGCGUCUUUGUUCGGCUUCUACACGACUUCAGACAACGAUCACGUCGUCGAUCACCAGCAAUAGACGAUGUACUGGUCCUAGUCGUGGCCCUGUUCGCUCUUGCCAGCAUGUUCACCAUGUCUACAACAGUGACUAGCACAGCAACACAGGAAAAUGCGCUGAAUACGGUCCAUACAAGUGAUUCACAAGUCAGAACAUACGUGUCUACGGUCUUGUUCGUUCUCGGUCUAAGCUUGUCGAGGAUGCCGCUUAUUUUUUGGCUCAAACGACUCGAGCUUCAUAGAGUCUACAGGACGUGCACCAUCGCAAUAGGCUGCGCAAUACUUGCAUGUACGAUUGUUUCGACAACCAGCGUCAUGUUCCAGUGCAAGUUACCUAGGCCUUGGGAUAUCCGAAUGGGACGAUGUAUACACUUGAUUCAGCAACCAUUCUGGACCACUAUAAUCGCGAUCGACAUCACGCUCGAUAUGACUUUGAUUGUUCUGCCUGUAUUCGCGGUCAUGGGCUUGGGUGUCCAACAGCACAACGAAGGUUGGGCUGCCUUUAUCCUCUCCCUUCGUACACUUCUCAUAAUUCCGUCGCUUGUGCGGCUGGUCUAUCUGCAACAGCCAACACCUACUGGCUACAAUCCCGCGCUAGAGAGUCUACCGUAUGCCAUCGCUACGCAAUGCCAGAUCGCGAUAGCUGCCAUAUUAUCUUGUUCGCCCGCUCUACCUUGUCUUACCACUCUAGUCGACUGUCCGUCGACCAUCACUCCAGUGACGGUCAACGAGCACUGGUCUGCCUCGAGCUCCUGCAGCAACUUAGCCAAUGAUUACUUCGCGUCAGCACCAAUAACACUCGUCAAAGAGCCACUGCCAGCUAUACAAGCUUCUAUGACUACUCCUACAAGCUCCCAACAUGGUUCCGUAGUCUCCUUGACCAGUCCUCUAGGUGGAACGUUUGCAAAGCCACCGCCGCGGCCAGCACCGCCAUCUGAACACCAACGGCCUGACAUGAGUAUGUUCACUCGCAGACCGACAGUGAUGAGGCCACCUCUGGUGACCUUGUUGCGCAAUGGUUGCGACGACAGGCCAUGCAAUAUGAUCUUCAAGCAAGACUGGCACGUCGGGGAGGCAGUCGGAACCUCUAAGCAUGUAAAGUUCAAUGUUUAA
Macroventuria anomochaeta is the source of this 1290-nucleotide messenger RNA. RefSeq lists its product as uncharacterized. The transcript has 4 exons. NCBI's taxonomy places the organism in Eukaryota, Fungi, Ascomycota, Dothideomycetes, Pleosporales, Didymellaceae. The record is from RefSeq and is a predicted model, not a curated record. Bases 1 to 1290 code for a protein of 429 amino acids.